CUAUCGUAUACAUCUAGUGUGUUUAUUCACUCUCUAGGCGUUGACAGCGUCAUAGUUGCCGAUGGCCAUAGGGGAACCAGACUUUCCGUAUUCUUUUCUGAAUUGAGCGUUUACGGAAAAGAAUAAAAAAAGGCAUACGUGGCUAAACUGAGAAUUGAGACGGGCGUGUUACGAAAGUUCACUACGCCUGACCCCGAAGAAGAAACGUUAUUCGUCAAGCGAAGUCCCACGGAUCCUACGGCCGCCACCCCCCUGGCAUUUCGGAAGCAACGUUGGUAGUACUGUUCCCUCAUCUCCAGAUGGUUUGGUCUCCAGUGACUAAGUACUCGUAAUAGCAAGGGUGUAUUAAGCCGGCCUUCUCUUGUGAAAUGCGCUUUUAAAGCUCGAUUUUCAGACUGUGCUUUCGGGUCCAAGCAUUGUUUCGCGCUGAGACUCACAAAGAAAAAAGUUAUGACCGAGUACAAAUUAGUGGUAGUGGGUGCUGGUGGUGUUGGCAAGUCCGCACUCACCAUACAGCUCAUCCAAAACCACUUUGUAGAUGAAUAUGAUCCUACGAUAGAAGACUCUUAUAGAAAACAGGUUGUUAUUGAUGGAGAGACGUGUCUCUUGGAUAUUCUUGAUACUGCUGGUCAAGAGGAAUAUAGUGCCAUGAGAGAUCAGUAUAUGAGAACAGGAGAAGGCUUUCUUUUGGUCUUUGCUGUAAAUUCUGCAAAGAGUUUUGAGGAUAUCGGUACAUACAGAGAACAGAUAAAGAGGGUAAAGGAUGCCGAGGAAGUUCCAAUGGUCCUGGUGGGAAACAAAUGUGAUCUACAGCAAUCAUGGGCUGUUAAUAUGACACAAGCACGAGAGGUCGCGCGGCAGUACGGUGUACCUUUUGUAGAAACAUCUGCAAAAACUAGAAUGGGAGUAGACGAUGCCUUCUACACUUUGGUGCGAGAAAUUCGAAAGGAUAAGGAGCACAGAGGUAAGGAGAAACGGAGGAGACUGCGCGGUGCCAGUUCUGGUCGUAGGAGAUAUCGGUGUUGCCUGCUCUAAAAUUAAAUAACGAAACAAAUGGGUGCGUAAUAAACGCUAAAAAAGUCAAGUCUGAAGGAUUAAGAACCCCGAAAAGAAGAAAAGAUCGAACUCGUAUGUUAAUCAUAAAAGCAGGAGUGGAUAAAUGUCGCGUGAACAAGUGGACGCCGUUAUCAGAGUGUGAAUGACGACGCGACAGAAAAAGAGACGUGUUAGAGUGUAAAAAGUCUUAGGUUACAUUUCACCGCACACUUUGCAGCUUAACACCCUUCCGAAUAGCGCAUCUCGGAAACGCGAGAAUAAAGAGGAUUGGAGCCCGGGCGUUUCUAUUACUUUUGCCUUUGAAAUUUUCUUGUUUCUUUCCUUAACUAACCAAAAGGAAGAAAGAGAAAGAACGAGAAUAGAUUUCGGGUUCCACCUGCAAUUGUAUAAUAUUUACUACUAUUACUAUUACUAUUACUCUUAUGCCUACACACUGUUCAGAUGAAAAAUAUCUCGUGAACCUCGGACGUUUUUAUUCGUAGUAUUAAAAAAAAUGUCCCAGAUUAACUGGGACCUCGUGUUUAAUUCGUAGGGCGUAGGAAAUGUGCCUCGCCCGACGUCGAGCAAUGCAAAAAAAAACUACGAUUUUUCAAGUAGAUCCUUGUACGUAUAUCCACGUAUAUACCAUUAAUACACACACACACACACACAUAUAUAUACAUAUACACAGACGCAUAUGUGUAAACGCGCAAAUUUUUUCAUAAUUAUUGUAUUAUCUCGUCCAAUUGGAAAAUUAGAGAGAUGGAUACAAUAGGACAAUCGAGGGAAUGCUUGAGAGAACCAGAGAGUAUGAAAGUGUUAUUGAGUGAAAGUAUGCGCGAGAAAAUUCGGGGAGAAGUGGAAAAAAGUAACAUUGCAAAUAAGAGUGCUCAUGGCAAUUAAGUUUUCAUCGAUCCUUACCGAAGUCUUGCCUUAUAGCCGAUUGGUUCGGUAAUGCCAAGUGCAAAGAAUCGCAUAGUUAAGAUCGGAAGUGAAAUAGAGCAGGAAGUGAAGGUAUAUAGAGAAAAGCCUCCAUUUAUUAAAAAAGAUCGGCGCACAAUUUGUAUCGUCCGAUAAAUAUUGUUCAGUCGCUAAGUGACCUGUAUUUUCAUUUUUGUUAUCCAGUCGUACAGCACAAAAGAGUGAUAUUUCAAAAGCAAAAGUUUAUUUUUGAUUGUGCAUUAUUGUAUAUACAGGAGAUCCUAGGCAUUCGAUUUCGCUCGAUUACUUGCUCUCCUUUAUUCUUCGAUUUUAAUGUUAUUCUUUAUCUCGACUAACUCCUUGUCCUCGCGCGCGCCAAUUUUUAAUAAAAUUCUUUUUAGCUAGCCGAAUUUUCAUAAAAUAUGUGUAUAUAUAUAUACGCAUGCGAAUAAUCGUUAAGUCGAGUCGAAAAGCCGGGACCCGCUGUGGUACAGAGAGAAAUACACACUGAACACAUACUACACAAAACACAUUGAAGUAGACUGUUCACACGAUUGUAUCACGUGUGCGUUUUACAAGAGAAAAGAAAAAGAAAAGAAUAAUAAAAAUAGGAAGAAGCAGCGUGGCACGGAUUCGUGAGGCGAUUUUUCUUAUUAUUCUUUUUUAAAUUGUAUUUCCUAGGAUUUAAUCGAUCAUUAGACGUUCGUGCUGAAGGAUGCUACAUGAUAAGAGAUAACUGCGAUAUACAAUUGAGAUAUGAGUGUAUAGAUUAAAAAGAAAAAAUUUUAAGAAAUCGCAAUUAUUUCUUUGAAAUAAACAUUGUAAAAGCAUGCUUAAGUGCGGCCAUUUUGCCAUCUCGUGCCGUGAAUUUUUAGAUAAAAUAAUUAGAAGCCGCUCGGCUACGUUAUCGUGUCUCUUUUUAACUAUGAAUUUAAGUCGAGAUUCUAUUCGAAAAAUAUUGACGAAUAAUCUCGACCUGGAUUUAAUAUAACGCGCUGUAUAAAGAAUAAGUUGAUUUUAACCUUGUCAUAUGAUGGCGUUUAUGAUAAAUGAUGAGGGUGAAGAAAAAAAUACAAAAAGAAAAACAAAUUAUAAUGACACGAUUGUAACGAUUAAUCCGUAAGACAUCCCAAAAAAUAAAGAAACGUUUAUACAA
This is a messenger RNA of Cephus cinctus (wheat stem sawfly), 3112 nucleotides long. RefSeq names its product ras-like protein 1 (gene Ras85D). NCBI's taxonomy places the organism in Eukaryota, Metazoa, Arthropoda, Insecta, Hymenoptera, Cephidae. The record is from RefSeq and is a predicted model, not a curated record. The coding region runs from base 451 to 1035 and encodes 194 amino acids. Gene Ontology annotation, molecular function: GDP binding; GTP binding; GTPase activity. Gene Ontology annotation, biological process: Ras protein signal transduction; epidermal growth factor receptor signaling pathway. Gene Ontology annotation, cellular component: plasma membrane. The transcript has 5 exons.